Molecule: messenger RNA, 3234 nt
Organism: Rotaria sordida
Lineage: Eukaryota; Metazoa; Rotifera; Eurotatoria; Philodinida; Philodinidae
Source: the annotation of a GenBank genome assembly
AUGAAUUUCAUACAUUUUUCUAUCUUAUUAAUAUGUAUUAUUAAUUAUUCUUCUGCUGGUCCACUUGAAGAUCUAGCUAGUAUGCCUGAUUUAACAUUAUUUUAUCAACAAUUAAUACGUCAACAAGAUAUUCAAAUGAUAUUACAAGGUAUUUAUCCUCAACAACAACCAGGUAGUAUGAAUGAUUUUACAAUAUUUGCACCAAAUAAUGAUGCUAUGUUACAACUUAAUCGAAAGAAUGAAGAUCUAAAUUUACUUUGGAAAUAUCAUAUUGUAUCUGGAGCUUAUGAUGAACAAAUGUUAUAUAAUAUGGCACAAACAAAAUUUCAUCAAGUUAAUCCAACACAAAUGGCUGGUAUACGAAUACAAAAUAGUUUACCAACUAUAGCAUUACCUUUCCAAGUUUUUUAUGGCGUUGGAUUUUAUGGUGGAACAGGUCCACAUACAAAUGAUACCCAUGAAAAUGCAGGUUAUGGUACAGGUGGAAUAUCUUGGUUAACACACACAUCAUUUAAUCAAACAAAUUUAUUUGAAAAUAAUGUUCCACUUAAAUCACCACAUAAUAUAAACAAUAAUAAUUAUAAUCAAAAACAAAAUUAUUUUCCUAAUCAAGGAAGUUUAUUACCGAAUAAUCCAAAUGUUAAUUCACCAUAUUUACCAAAUCCUAAUAUACCAAAUAUGAAUUACAUUCCAUAUAUCCCACAACCAAAUUUUGGACCGAUGGGACCUAGUGGAAGUAUUAGAGUAUUACGUGUUACUAUUAACAAUGCAUUUAUAUUACAAUCACGUCGAAUGAGUCGUGGUAUAAUUCAUAUAAUUGAUGAUAUUUUAUGGCCACCUGAAAGACGUGAUCAAACACAAUAUAAAACAGCAUAUGAUACACUUGAAGAUAGACAAUUUUCACGUCUUCGACAAUUAGCUGAACGUAGUGAUUUUUUUCGAUCUGAAUUACGUUCAAUGCAUCAUCAAACAUGGUUUUUACCAAAUGAUCAAGCAUUUGCUAGUAUGGGUUCAAGUUUCAGUUUUUUAUUUGAACAAUUUAGUACAAAUAAUACUAAUGAUGUAAAUGAAUUUAUUAAAUCACACAUUAUUCCAUUAGUGUUAUUUCCAAGUGCAAUGGAUUCAACUAAACAUAUAACAACAUUAAAUGAACAUAAAUGGGUUACAUUUCGUAAAGUAUCACAACCGGAUCAAUCAUUUCAAGUUGAUGUUAUUUCUGGUCGACAUGCAGGACGUAUUUUAAUUUCUCGUACAGAAGAUAUUCGAUUAUAUGGUAAUGGUAUUGUCUAUCCAAUAUCAACAAUUCUUAGUAUACAAACUCGAUCAGCUGCAGAUGAACUAUCACGAAAUUAUCAAUAUUUUUUGAAUCUUGUUCAACGAUCAGGCGAUAUGGAAUUAAUGAGUUUAUUACAAGGUAUACCAAAUAUGAAUAUAUAUAAUCCACAAAAUUUAUUUAAUAUAACCGUACUUAUACCACAACAAAUGUCUAUUCUACAAUUGGGACAAUCACAAGAGCUUAGUAUGCAUUUACGUCGACAUAUUUUACAACUUCCAGUUUACGCAGAUGAAUCAAUGCUUGCACCAAUAAUGCCAAAUUCAUUUGCUCAACAAAAUAUCUAUCAAACUGGAAUACAACAACAAGAACAGCCACUAAUACCUCAACCACAGCAACCAAGAAUUCCUCAACAACAACCACCAUUCAUUCCUCAACAACAACAACCAUUCAUUCCUCAACAGCAGCAACCAUUUAUUCAAAAUGGUUUUAACCAACAAAAACUUCAAAUACCACAAUUUCAACGAACUGGUUUUCAAUCAGACAAAAAAGAAUCACGACAUCGUAGGCAAAUAAAUAUUCCAUCAAAUAUAAAUUUUCAAUCACAACAAUUGCCUAAUCAGCAGAUAUUACCUAUUCAACAACAACAAUUAAAUCCAAAUUUGUAUCAAAUGCCUUCAUAUCAAUCUUCAAUAAUCUUUCAAAAUGGUCAAACCUAUCCAACAAUGGAUCCACAAUUUUCUGUUCAAGCACAAGUAUCUACUGGUUCACAAGGAAAUAUUGUAACACUUAUCAGUCGAUCAAUGAAUUCUUUACCAUUUACAGCAACAAUUAUUAAUAGCGAAUCAAAUAUUCCAAUAAAAAAUGGUGUUAUGCAUGUUAUUCGAGGCAUUGUAUCUGGAAUGAUUAUUCCACUUGAAGGAAUUCUUACAUCAUUACAAGGAGCAAGUUCAUUUACACAAUUACUUCAACAAACACGUGUUAUUGAACAAUUAAAACAAACAAAUCGUCCUUAUACAUUGUUUAUUCCAAUAAAUGCAGCAUUACAAUCUAUUGGUAUGACAACAAAUACGAAUCAAUUAAGACAUUUUGUUCUACGUCAUAUAUGUGCUGAUAUUCUUCUUGAUCCAACAAGUAAUCUCGUACGUCGUUCAGCUGGCUAUUAUAGUCGUGAUCAAAAUUUCAAAAAUAAACUAAAACAUCAACAACAACAACAACAACGUUCUCGUCAAAAACGACAAGAUUGGAUGAAUAAACGACGAAAUGACUCAAACGUUAUAAAUAGACAAGGUUUACAAUUACCAGAAUCUAUUCCAGGUUAUUUUCCACCACCACCACCACAACAACAAUUUUAUGGAGGUUAUCCACCUGUUCCACCACCAUUUAGUCCUAAUAAUCAAUUGUAUAAUCCAGGUUAUACUAUGAAUGGUUACGCAUCACCACCAAAUUCAGCUUAUUUUCCAGGUUAUAAUGGAACUUAUUCAAAUAAUCAAAAUGUUAAUUAUAAUAAUAAUAAUAUGGGAAUUGUAAAUCAACCAAUAUCGAAUACACCUUGGAAUGAAACAAAAUAUGUUCCUGUUAAUCCUGGACCAAACAAUGGAGCACAAAAUGAUUAUACAAAUGUAGGUGAAUCGACUUAUGCUACUGGACCACAAACUUGUAUUGCAAUGACCGGUGAACGUAUUACGGUUCAAUCAUUAGGUGGUCUUCAACCAGAAAUUAAUAUUCCAAGUAUGUCAUUUCAAAAUUUUAUUGUAACAUGUUGUGGUGAUCAAUCAGUUAAUGCAAUGGUACAAUCAUAUUAUGUUUAUCCACCAAAUAUUGCUGUUUAUUUAAUUGGUCGUUCAUUACUUUCUCAAGGUCAAACAAUCAAUACAUUGUAUAGUUCUACAACAAAACUUGUUCCUUCUUAUAUGAUUUUCCUUAUUAUUAUUUCAAUAACUUUUAAACAAACACAUUAA